Molecule: messenger RNA, 2712 nt
Organism: Pelodiscus sinensis (Chinese soft-shelled turtle)
Lineage: Eukaryota; Metazoa; Chordata; Testudines; Trionychidae
Source: RefSeq, a predicted model, not a curated record
GGGACGUCAUGCAGGAGAACUACGAGGCGGUGACCUCGCUGGGGUUUCCCAUUCCCAAACCUGAGCUGAUCGCCCAGCUGGAACGAGGGGAAGAGCCCUGGGUGCCCGACCGCCAGGCCAGAGAGGAAAGAGAGAUCCCGAAAGGCACCUGCACAGGAGGUGACGGGACAGCGAGUGAGAAUAAAGAGGGUAAUCAAAAGCAGGAAGUUUCUGUGGAAAUAGAACCGCAGGCAACAUUUGUGGGAAGAGCUGAAAGGAAUUUUUCCCAGUGCUUGGAACAGAGAGAAGCCUGGGGAAAUUGGCACAGACCCGAGAGGCUGCUGGGAAACCACAUAAGUGAGCAAAUGGAUGAAUCUGUUAAAUGUGGGGAAGGACUCAAGGAAAAGAAACUGAUGAUACAUGAGACAAGCCACAUAGGAGAGAGACCCUAUAAGUGCUUAGACUGUGGGAAGAGUUUCGUAAAGAGGUCAUGUCUCACUAAACAUCAGGCCGUCCACACAGGAAAGAGACCACAUAAGUGUUUAGACUGUGGGAAAAGUUUUAAAAGAAGAUCUGCCCUUGUUUUACAUCAGAAAAUCCACACAGGAGAAAGACCCCAGAAGUGCUUGGACUGUGGAAAAAGUUUCUUACAGAAGUCAGCCCUUUUUAUGCAUCAGAAAAUCCACACAGGAGAACGACCCCAUACAUGCUUAGACUGUGGAAAAUGUUUCAUCCAGAGAUCAGACCUCAAUAAACAUAAGGCAAUCCACUCAGGAGACAGGCCCCAUAAGUGCUUAGACUGUGGGAAAAGUUUCAGAUGGAAGUCAGCCCUUGUUUCACAUCAGAAAAUCCACACAAGAGAAGGGAAACCCAGUCAGUGCUUAGACUGUGGAAAAAUAUUCAUUCAGAGGUCAGACCUUAUUAUUCAUCAGGCAGUCCACCUAGAAGAGAGACCCCAUAAAUGCUUGGACUGCGGAAAGAGCUUUAUGUGUAGGUCAAACCUCGUUCAACAUCAGAAAAUCCACAGAGGAGAGAGACCUCACAAGUGCUCAGACUGUGGAAAAAGUUUCAUACAUAGGUCAGAUGUUGUUAAACAUCAGGCUAUCCACACAGGGGAGAGACCCCACACGUGCUCCUACUGUGGAAGAAGCUUCAAGUGGAACUCGUCCCUUCUUAGUCAUCAGGCAAGCCACAAAGGAGAGAGACCUCAUCACUGCUUAGAGUGUGGAAAAAGUUUCAUACAUAGGUCUGCGCUUGUUAAACACCAGGCAAUCCACACAGGAAAGAGACCCUAUAAGUGCCUGGACUGUGGGAAAAGUUUCAUACAUAGGUCAGAUGUUGUUAAACAUCAGGCCAUCCACACAGGAGAGAGACCUCACAAGUGCUCCGACUGUGGAAAAAGUUUCGUACAGAGGUCAGCCUUUGUUAUGCAUCAGAAAAUCCACACAGGAGAGAAACCCCAUCAGUGCUUAGACUGUGGAAAAUGUUUCCUACGGAGGGCAGAUCUCAAUAAACAUCAGGCAGUCCACUCAGGAGACAGACCCCAUAAGUGUUUAAUCUGUAGAAAAGGGUUUACGAUUAGGUCACAGCUUGUUCAACAUCAGGCAGUCCACACAGGAGAGAGAUCCAAUACAUGCUUGCAAUGUGGGGAAAGUUUCACACAUAGGUCCACCCUUCUUAUUCAUCAAACAAUCCACAAUGGAAAGAGACCUCAUAACUGCUUAGACUGUGGAAAAAGUUUCCUGUGGAAGUCCGCUCUUGUUUCACAUCAGGCAAUCCACACCGGAGAGAGACCGCACAAUUGUUUAGACUGUGGAAAACGUUUCAUACAGAGGUCGGACCUCAAAAAACAUCAGGCAGUCCACACAGGGGUCCGACCCCAUAAGUGCUUGGACUGUGAAAAAAGUUUUAUACGGAAGUCCAACCUUGUUAAACAUCAGGCUAUCCACACAGAGGAGAGAGAUCCUAUAAAUCCUUAGACUGUGGAAAAUCUUUCAUAUGGAGAUCAUAGGGUCAUAACCAUUGAGCAGUUCACAGAGGAGGGAGACCCCAUAAGGUUUUGGACUGUGGGAAAAGUUUCACACAAAGAUUAAAUGUUAACACAUCAGAGGUUCUCCUUAGGAGAGAGACCCAAUGGGUGAUUGGAGUUUGAGGAAAGUUUCAUACAGAGGUCAGACCUCGUUAAAUAUCUGUCAGUCCAUACAGGAUUUUAACUCUGAGACAGUUUGGGCUGUGGGAAAGGUUUCAGAAAGUGAUCAGCCCUUCUCAACGUCAGGCUAUCCACAAUGAGAAACUCUGUAAGUGAUCAGACUGGGAUAAAUUUCAGAAACGAAUCAGUGUGAGACUCCCUAAAUGCCUGGACUGAGAAAAAGUUUCACUCAGCAAAUAUUGUAACACGUGAGGUAAUCCACUCAGAAGUACUUGGACUGCAAGAAAAGUUACAAAAUCAGAUCAGUCCUUGUUUUACAUCCAUGCUUGGGAGAGACCCCAUAGAUGCUUGGACUAUUGCAAAAGUUGCACACAGAGGUCACACUUCAUUAAACAUGGGGGAAUUCACACAGGAGCUCAACUUUUGUGACUCAUGGUCAAAAAGGGUUGAGAACCUUGGAGGCUAAUUGACCUAGAUUAAACCUUUAGGGUGCGUCUACACUGUGAGGCUUAACUCGAAAUAAGCGACGCAAAUUGAGCUAUGUCAAUUGCGUAGCUUAUUUAGAAAUUGGGAGCAUCUACACA